Molecule: messenger RNA, 3881 nt
Organism: Acanthoscelides obtectus
Lineage: Eukaryota; Metazoa; Arthropoda; Insecta; Coleoptera; Chrysomelidae
Source: the annotation of a GenBank genome assembly
AAGUUUGGACAUAAGUAUUAGUUUAUGGAUGAAUACAAGGCAACCCAGCAAACGAUCUGCUAUGUAUUGAUAUACGAAAGACAACCAAGUACAAAAUGACAAACAUGAAAAAUUUGGACGAAGGUAUCGUACAGCAAACUUGGCCAGCAAGUAGGAGUGCCGAAGCCGGCCCUGGAGAACUAUGUAUACGUCAGUCCAGUUCUAUAUCUUCACAGAAUGAAGUGUCGUAUCGUCAGCUGAUUGUCAGUGUCAAGUUGAAGAGGAUCAUUUGAAAAGUCGUUGUGGUCUCACGUAGUUUUUUCAAUAUUUUAUUUUUAUAUGUAGUGAUAUUUAUUUAUCUAUAACGUACUUAACGUUAAGAUAUGGUCUUAUCUUAAGAUCGCAUUAGUGUUGUAGUAUCGUCUGUCUGCCUAAGGAAAAACCAUGGAUCUAGUGAAACAACCCUUAAAUUUUUUCAAAGGAACAAUUAACAAUCAGUUCAGUGGUAAGGAACCCUGGCAAAUAGUAACAAUAACUACCUCAACAGUUUUAAUAACUAUAUGGCUGUACGAACUUGUUAAUCAAGAUGAAAGUUUACUUGAAAGAGGUAAAAAAUGUGUAUUUAAAAUGGUUCGACUCAUACCUAAACUUAGAAAGAAAAUAGAGGACGAAUUACAAAAGGUUUCCCAAGAUUUUGAGGAAGAAGUUAGAGAAAGGACUAAGCAUGUGACAUAUAUCUUGGACCUCCCAGAAAAUAGUGUUUCAACAGACGAGAUAAUAACACAGCUUCAGAAAAAUUUGGGAUUAGGUGACUAUGACUGGAAAAAUGGUUUAGUCUCUGGGGCAGUAUAUUAUCACAACCUAGAACUUAUAGCUAUGCUGAGUGAAGUCUAUAAACAAACUUCAUACACAAAUCCUUUGCAUCCUGAUCUUUUCCCUGGUCUGUGCAAAAUGGAAGCAGAAGUUGUAAGAAUGGCAGCUAAUCUAUUCUAUGGAGAUGAAGAAACUUGUGGCACAAUGACAAGUGGUGGCACUGAAUCUAUUCUAAUGGCAUGUAAGGCAUAUAGAGACUAUGGCAAAGAAGAUAAAGGCAUAACAAGGCCAGAAAUGGUGGUGCCUUCAACAAUUCACUCAGCGUUUGAUAAAGCUGCACAGUAUUUCAAGAUAAAAGUUAGGUCAGUACCUGUAGAUCCUUGGACAUAUCAGGUGGAUCUGAACAAGUUCAGGAAGGCAAUCAACUCUAACACAAUCAUGCUUGCAGGAUCAGCUCCCAACUUCCCAUAUGGUACAAUGGAUGACAUUCAAGCUAUAAGUGAGUUGGGUUUGAAGUAUAACAUUCCUGUUCAUGUUGAUUCUUGCCUUGGAGGUUUUCUAAGCUGCUUCAUGAAGGAUGCUGGUUAUCCUAUCCCAUUGUGUGAUUUUAGGCUACCUGGUGUUACAAGUAUAUCUGCUGAUACCCAUAAGUAUGGGUUCACACCUAAAGGUUCAUCAGUGAUUUUAUACAGUCACAAAAAGUAUCGUCACUUCCAAUACACUGUCACCACUGAUUGGCCGGGUGGUGUCUAUGGGUCACCUAGUGUAGGAGGUUCCAGAGCAGGUGGCAACAUUGCAGUAUGUUGGGCGACAAUGUUGAGCUUUGGCAAGGCAGGAUAUGUGAAGGCUACCCGAGACAUAAUACAUACGACGAAAUAUAUUGAGAAAGGUUUGAGGAGAAUAAAAGGGAUCUUCAUAUUCGGACAACCUGUGACAAGUGUGAUCGCCAUUGGAUCCUACGACUUUGACAUAUACAGGCUGUCAACUGCCCUUAAACAGAAAGGCUGGAACUUGAAUAAUUUGCAAUUUCCGUCAGGCAUACAUAUAUGCGUGACCCACAUGCAUGUAGCUGCUGGAGUUGCUGACAGAUUUAUAGAAGAUGUCAAAUCAUCUGUCACAGAAAUCAUGAAGGAUCCUUCUUUGCCAGUUGAAGGAAAAAUGGCCAUAUACGGAGCAGCUCAGGAAAUACCCGAUCGAUCAAUAGUCGGAGACUUCACCAGACUUUUCCUAGAUACCAUAUAUUAUGUUCCGAAAAAGCAUUUACUCAAUGGAAAACAAUAACGAAAUGCUCUAAUUAUACACUUAAGAGGUUUUAUUUGUACAAAGUUCACAUGUGUGUAUAAUAAGUAGCUAAAUGUGGAGGUCACGAUAUAUUUGUUUUUGUAAGGUGCAUGUGAGUUGCACACCCAUUUGGUGUAAACAUAAAAAUGUAAUUUGUUUUAAGAAAAAACUUAAUAACUUUUAACGUUAUUAUAUUGAAGCAUUUAAAAGAAGCAGCAACUAAAAAAUAUUUUUAUACCGGUUAUUAAUAGAUUGUUCAAUUUUGUUUUUUUUACUAGAUUCUUACGUAAUAUGCAUGUAUAUUUCAGAAAACCGCGGCAAUAUUUCUUGGGUCGAAAGUAUACUCAGUGACAUUAGAACUGUUACACCCAGAAAAAAUAAUUUCUUCAACUUGAUUUUGUGGCAGCGAGGUAGUCUUACAUCGAGAAUAAAACGAUAACAUUCGCAGCAGUCAAAUUUCCUUGAACAAAGAGAAGGGGUGAUCAGCUACCAAAGGCAAUAGCCCCGCAAACCACUACUCCAGUCCUGUGUACAUGCCUCUCAACACCAAAUCCAAUAUCACGCCAUUCUCCACGGCGGCAUCUUACCCUUCUACGACCAUGGUGCGUACCUAGACAGAAUCGUGCUUCGUCGUUGAAGAUGACAUUAUGCCCUUCUGUCUCCCAAUAUUGCCGUUAUCUGCUCCAGUUCAAACGCUGACGACAGUGGUCCGUAGUCAGAGGAAGCAUUAACCGUGGACGGUAAGAAAAUGGUGCGAUUUAGAGUAUGCAUAGUAACAGGUCUACCUUCUCCAAACCAUUGGUCAGCAAUCUGACGCAUAGUAGCAAAACGCUCGGUGGACCAGUUGGCCUUCUUCGUGUUCAUCUACCUUCUUCAAUCCACACACGUCACACACGCAUUACUGUCAUUGCAGCACUAUUAACACGGCGGCCAAUUUCACGAUAGGACCAACCAACACCUCGAUAGGCAAUAAUUCUACCCCUGUCAAAGUCCCUAACAUGGUGAUAAUUUGGACGUCUUCGAACUCGAAGCAUGUUUAGCACUAGUAAAUGAAAGGGCAAUAACUAAACAUAUAUGUACUACUCAGCUCUCAGAAAUUGAUAAAACAAAGAUAAAACGUUGACAUAGUCGCCGCAGCAUGCUUUAAAUAUAGUCAUUAUGUUGCCAAAAAACAGGUUAAGGAAACAUUUUUUUUUUGGGUGUAACACUUCAGUCACUGAGUAUACAUCCGAAAAUCUCUACGCCACUGAUGAGGCUACAUAAGGACAAAAAAUGAUUAUUGUUCAAAUAAGGCUAUAGCAACUUAGGAUUUGUCUCCUGAUACACUAGGCUGAAUUCAAUGUCAAACGUCAUUUUUUAUGCAGAUAUUACCUCAAAUAUUGAACUUUUUUCUCAAGAAAUGCGAUUCAUAUGAAAUCAUUCAAAAAUGCUAUAGAUUGUCCAAAAAAGUCAGUGGCAUAGAAAAUAAUCCUUUCCAACAUAGGGGUGAAAAUUUCCCGAAUUCUACGCCACUGAGGUAGUCUUAGGCACGGAAAUUCUUGUAUGUAUUGGUUAUGAUGACAGUACUACGUGUAAGCCAAUAUCUUAAUCCACUGCUAAGAUAUAUUUUUCCGAUUUUAAAAUUAGCUCAACACUAUCGGUAAACGGCCAUUUCAGGACCCAUAUUCAUCUAAACUUUUUGCUUUUAAAUAUUAUCGCGUUUUUCUGAAACACCCUAUAUUUUUACAAAAUCAAAGGCUGUUUGUAUGACUAAAAUGUAUAUUUAAAAAAAUUAAAUAAAUCAACAAAAUAAAAGAAAUACAACAAUA